AUGAAGUUUGCAACCCCUCAGCCAAUAAGGCAAGCAUUGGAACAGAGAGACAAAACCAAGCAUUGCGCUUACCACAGAGAUUAUGGGCAUACAACUAAUGAUUACAGAUCCCUUAGGCGGCAAGUGGAAAACAUGAUACUGAGAGGUGAAUUGGCAGACUACCUUACAAUAAAGGAGUACAUGAAGCCCCGGGAGGUCAACCCUCGGAAAGUUGAAGCUCAUAAGCUGAGGAGGCUAUCCUUAGUAAACGUUAUUGCUUCUGGAAGCAUCAAUAUUGGGUUCGGCGAUGGAGAUCUAUCUAGAGUUCAACUCCCCCACGAGGAUCCGUUGGUUAUCAAUCUCUUGGUGGCGAAUUGCAUAAUUAAGAGGGUUUUGGUAGACCUAGGGAGUAGUGCCAACAACAUCACAAAGGCGGUCUUUGAGCAGCUAGAGAUCUCGUCAUCAUCAAUUCGGUUUACCUCCAACCCAUUGAUGGGGUUCGAUGGUACAAAGGUGGAUCCCCUUGGGGUGAUUGACUUAUCCGCAACUGCGGCAAAGAGGAUACUGAAGGAAAACUUUGUCUUAACAGAGAUCCACCCUUCCUAUAAUCUUAUUAUGGGAAGAGAGGAUGAGGCCGAAGCGGAAAAGCCUACUGAGGAGUCUCUGGAAGCUGUCGAGAUAAUCCUCGGCGAUCCUCAGAGAAUCACCUACAUGGGUUCUUCCCCCAUAGUCGAAGAAAAAGAAGCAUUAAUUAAUGAGGAAGAUGGUGAGUUGCCCAUAGAGCAGGAGGAAGUACAGCAGACUACUCAGGAGUCUCAGGAUCGGGGCUACAAUCAAGGCAGGGAUCCAGAGUUCCCGCCCCAUAUAAAUGACCUCAUUGCUCGGGCUAUAGAAGCAGGUAUAGCAACUGCACUUCGCAAUCAGCUAUAG
This is a messenger RNA of Cornus florida, 909 nucleotides long. RefSeq lists its product as uncharacterized. NCBI's taxonomy places the organism in Eukaryota, Viridiplantae, Streptophyta, Magnoliopsida, Cornales, Cornaceae. The record is from RefSeq and is a predicted model, not a curated record. The transcript has 4 exons. Bases 1 to 909 code for a protein of 302 amino acids.